AUGUUUCAACUUAAACAAGUAUUUUUACUUACUCUUAUUAUAUUAAUGAUAAAAUUAAUAAUAGCUGUAAAAAAUUUUCCACAAAUAUUAACAAAAACAUAUAAUCAAACAUUAAAUUUAUCUUCUACAGCUAUUUUAACAUGUCAUAUACGUGAUUUAGGUGAACAUCAUGUAACAUGGUUUAAAUAUGAUUCCUUAACAUCUUUAUCGUAUCCAUUAGCCGUUGGAAAAGAAUUAUUUACAACGGAUAAACGUUAUUCGAUAUCAUUAUAUUCAACAUCAACAAGAGAUUCUUAUUGGUCAUUAGAAAUAUAUCAAUUAAAUUUAUCUGAUGAAGGAAUUUAUCUUUGUCAAAUUGCUAAUCGACGAGCAACUAUAAGUACUUCUAUAUAUUUACAUAUACAAAUACCUAUGAUUCUAUCUCCUUCAUAUCUUUAUGUCGAACCAGGAACAAAUGUUAAAUUAAAUUGUAGUAUUUUAAUUGAUAAUGAUAACAAUAAAUCAUUAUUAACAUCCAUAAAUUGGUUUUUUGUAUCAAAUCAAUUCAAUAAAACAAAACCUGAUAAUAUUCAUGUACGAAGAAAAUUGAUAAAUAAUAGAUUAAAUUCAUAUUUAAUUAUUUAUCAUGCACAAACAUAUCAUUCAGGUAUAUGGACAUGUGCUUAUAAACGUCAACGACGUACGGCAAAAUUAAUUGUUGAAAAAGAUGUUUUACAACGUCAACGUAUCAGUGCUUUACUAUCAAAUAAUUCCAAACGACAUUAUUCUCUAAUCAAUCAUCUUUUUUCUAUUUUAUUCAUUGUUUAUUAUAGACUGUUUUUUGUAUGA
Rotaria sp. Silwood2 is the source of this 828-nucleotide messenger RNA. The record is from the annotation of a GenBank genome assembly. Lineage: Eukaryota; Metazoa; Rotifera; Eurotatoria; Philodinida; Philodinidae.